This is a messenger RNA of Gaeumannomyces tritici R3-111a-1, 3673 nucleotides long. Its product is annotated as TTK protein kinase. Gene Ontology annotation, biological process: chromosome segregation; peptidyl-serine phosphorylation; protein localization to kinetochore. The record is from RefSeq and is a predicted model, not a curated record. Bases 381 to 3056 code for a protein of 891 amino acids. Gene Ontology annotation, molecular function: protein serine/threonine kinase activity; ATP binding; protein serine/threonine/tyrosine kinase activity. Gene Ontology annotation, cellular component: nucleus; kinetochore; spindle. Lineage: Eukaryota; Fungi; Ascomycota; Sordariomycetes; Magnaporthales; Magnaporthaceae. The transcript has 2 exons.
AUUUCAUUGGUUCAUAACCCUUGAUUGGGCCCAUACGCCAACCUCGGCUGUGCGUCUUGUAAUCAACCCCAACGCCCUUCUAGUUUGGGCCGCUCCUAUGGCGUCGAUAUCAAUCCGCAGUCCUGCUUGCCGCUGACGCGCCGUGUUUCGAUCCACGACACCGAGGAGUUUUGUUCCCGCGAGGUUAUACCAUCGACAACUUUGGCAGGGCUUGCCUGGACGCAUUUGGGUCGGUUUACAUCUGACGCGUCUUCUUUAACUCCGUCGAAUUUAUUCCCAACCACCCGCGAAAGACAUCAAUUACUGGCGCCCUCUCUCCGUCUGGGGUGUCUUCAACAAUUCCCCUGUCAUCUUGGCUGCCACUGCCGGCUAGCAUCUCAAUGGCCACCGCGGCAUCUCCAACGCCGAUGGGCACAAGCAGCCAGUACGCCAUGGGCAGGAGGACAUCUGCUAGGCAGGCACUGAGGAGGCCACCAUCACGGUCCCAACUAAGCCGGGCCGAAUCGAAUGCUCCCACAAGCAACACCAACUCACUGGGCCCUCAACCUGAACACUUCGCCACUUUGAACGACAGCUCCGACGACGAGAUCCCUGUGCCUAUGAAGCUCAGCGCUCUCACCAAGGCCCUACUUGAUGAUGGCGGUGCCUCAGCCGCCCCCCGGGCCGCUGCCGUCCCGCAAUCUUCUGCUCCUGUCGCAUCUGCGGCUCGGAAGAGAGUUGUGCUGAGCAGGUCUACGUCAGCCUCAUUAGAGGAGAGGGGCAACGAGGGUGAUGCGCGGCGCCACGUUCGAUCUGGCAGUGCCCAACUCACAUCAUCGCCAAGCCGGGGGACUGGGGAUAGCUCCGUACCGCGAAAACGGGUGAUCCGGUUGAGCACCACCAACACGACUCCUGGUGGAUCCAGUCUACAAACGCGUCUUCGCAGGUCGACUUCGACUCAACGCAAGAGGCCAGCGAGCAGGGACAGGAGCGUUGAGAGGGAUGGCGCGGGCGUACCGGAACCAAGUUCCAACUCGGAGCCUCUUGUUGGCCCCAGCCUUGGCGCGAAUGUAAACACCCCCUCGAAUGGCCCACGCCGGGUUCACAUCAUCACUGGGUCUUCUGGCGCUCGGGGAGCCCCAAGUUUUGGCUCCGCCGGGACCUCGAAGCCUCUCGGCACUGGUACACACAGCGAUCGGGAAGAUGCCGAAGAGCCACGAACGGGGGCCAGAUCCCGCUCGUCUUUGACCCAGGGCAGCGCCUCACGUUACGGCACGAGCAAUGGGAGAAAGGUAGACGACACCGCAGCCCCGCAGAGCUCCAUGCGGAUACGACGGAUUGGAAAGGUCCCUGGAAGCUUUCUCAGUGGUCCCGCCCGCCGGGGCAGAAGGAGGCAGAGCGAGGAGGAUAAUAGCCCCGCGGAAGAGGACGGAGAAGGUCUUGAGGGAAACCUUGGAUCUGGGCGGGAGCUUGAGGAUCUACCUCCAUCGCAGUCCGAUGCUGCGCCGCCGUCAUCAUCAUUCUACCCCACCAGUUACCGAGAACUCGCUGUCGCGUCAGGGAGUCCUGUUAGCGUCAAGGAUCUUGGUAGGGCUGCGUUGAGGCCAAAUCCGUCCCUGACUGGGAUGGACUCCAGUCGUGACAAGGACGUCAAGCGCCCGGCGGCGUUGGGGCAUGGUGAUGGCCCGCCGCCAUUUUCAGUUCCUUCGAUUACCGAUCAAGAGAACGCAGCCGCGGCAGUUCUCGCCAGGUCAAGAGGCAUCGUAGUGCCGAAUGCGAUCCAUGACAAAUCGCAAAAAGAUAUCCAAGACUCCCUGGGAAUGUCUCCGGCAGAGCGCAAGGCUCUUGGUCAGAUAAGCCGAAAUACCCCCCUCCGCCCAGCCCCGCCACCGCCUCCGCCCAAGAUGAGCGUGCUGGACGCGGCCACGUCCACGGCCGGGGCCGCGACAACAGCCCAGGCCAGUAAGAGGCAACGUGUUCUUCUCAAAGUCAAUGGUCGGGCAUACCAGAGGCUCGACUGCAUCGGUCGGGGAGGCAGCGCGAAAGUUUACCGGGUCACGGCUGAGAACGGCAAGAUGUUUGCCCUGAAGCGCGUUUCUCUGGAAAAUGCGGACACGAGCGCUGUCAAGGGGUUCCUGGGCGAGAUUGAGCUUCUGAGGCGGCUCUCGGGCGUUGACCGGGUGAUCCAGAUGUACGACUCGGAACUGAACCAGGAGAAGCAGAUGCUGAGCGUGCUCAUGGAGAUGGGAGAGCUUGACCUCGGGGACCUUCUUAAGUCAAGGAAUGGUAUCCAGGAGGAAUCCCGCCUGGAUCCAGUCUUCGUCAGGUUCUGUUGGAAGGAGAUGCUCGAGUGUCUUCAAGCCGUUCACAGUUGCGAUAUUGUCCAUUCGGAUCUCAAGCCGGCAAACUUUGUCAUGGUCAAGGGGCGACUGAAGCUAAUAGACUUUGGCAUUGCCGGAGCUAUCCAGACGGAUGAGACGGUCAACGUACACCGGGAGAACCAGAUCGGCACCCCAAACUACAUGUCUCCCGAGUCUCUGAUGGAUUCACAGCAUUACGCGGCUACUGCAGCCAACAACGGACGCCCCGACCGCUCUCACGGCCGCGCAAAGCUCAUGAAGAUCGGCAAGCCCAGUGACGUAUGGAGUCUCGGCUGUAUCCUUUACCAGCUCGUCUACGGGACUCCCCCCUUUGGUCAUAUUCCCAACCAGCUGGCUCGCUGUCAAGCCAUCAUUGCCUGGGACCACAAGAUCACUUUUCGCGAGAAGGGGACCGGCGGUGUCUCCGUUCCUCCGUCUCUUAUCGACGCCAUGAAGCGGUGUCUAGUCCGCGACCAGCAGUUCCGGCCUACUUGCGAGCAGCUCCUCGCGGAGCAGGAUCCCUUCCUCUACCCCCAAGAGAUCGACAUGGAACGGGUUGUGCCCGUGACUGAGGAGCUGCUGGCCCGUGUUAUUCACAGUGUCGUUGCUCGGUGUCGCGAAAGAAUGCCGACAGAUGGGGAGCUCAUGUCGGCAUGGCCUGCGGCAUACUGGUCAUCAGUGAAGAAAAGUCUAGCCACGAAAGAACAAAGGCCAUGAUACUUGAUGCUAUUAGACGCGCACAGGAUGCAGCCUAGCAUGCUUGGUUCGGAGUUCAGUUUGCAACUUGUAUCUUGACAAGUCACACUCAGUCCUCUCUUUUUGUUGUCACUGCAUCCCGUCAUUUUCAGCCCUCUUCCUUUCCCCUUCGCUCUUUUUGUCUACCUCUUAAUGAUGUUUUGAUUCUUCCAAUGCAGCCUUACAUUAAUCAUGUCCCCAAUUGGAAAGGUUACUCAAUUCGAAGUUCUGAGCUUGUUGAUAGGUGAAAUGAUAAAGCAGAUCGUUCCCUUGCAAGUGGUAAAAAAGGGAGAAAAAAAGCAUUCUUGUCUACGGAACAGUUGCUGCCGGGCUCCUCGAUAUGGGGGCAAUGCUUGUAUAACAUUCUCAAUGGCGCUGUGGUAUCCUAAAUUAUGUACAAAAAAAAAAAAAAACCUAUCCUGUCGCUCCAUCGGACACAACGACCAGGACUACGCCAAUAAGCCUCGCCUAGGACUAGAGCCCGCAAACCGCUAUCAACCUCCAAGUGCCAUGUUGAUACCACUUAAUCCUCUGGAUCUACCACAUGUGUCACCCUAUGGCAGCGACACGCUAGGCAUAUUCGCUCAAGCGUUUACCGG